UAGAAAUAAAAUUAAAAAAGAAGAAUAAAAGAACGAGAACACAACAUAUAAGUAAAUAGUUAUUAAAAACAAAAAUUUAAUUUAAUUUAAUUACAAAAAAUAAGAACAAAAAAAAAAUUAAUUAAAAAUUUUAGUAAUAAAAAAAUUAAAUUACAAAUCUAAAUAAAGAAAUAUUAAUCUAGUAAGGAAAAAUAAAUACCAAACAAAUUGUAUAAUAAAAUUAUUUAUAAAUUAAAAUUACAAUGAAUUCAAUAAACCCUAAACUAAUGCUCUUAAUAGCAUUCUUAAUUAACUUAAUUUAUAAUAAAGUUAACGCUUCUAAUAUAUGGGAUAAAUUAAGAGAAGAAACAGAUCUAGGACAGUUUUAUUCAUUAUUGGAAAAGUAUGAGGUAGCGAAUGCAACAGUCACAUUUAGGCGUGUAACAUUAUUUAUACCAACAAAUGAAGCCUUUUCAAAAUACGAAGGAGAAUUAUCGGAAAAUCUAGUUUUAUAUCAUAUUGCAACAUCAGCGAUAGCAAGCGAUCAACUUAAAUCUAUGGCAAUUUCAUCAGAUGUUGAUGGUAAUUUACCACUUUAUAUUAAACAGACCAGGCAAGGUGAAACAUUUGUUAAUAAUGCCCGUGUAGUACCAUCUCGCACAUUAGAAUUUAAAAAUCAUUUGGACAAAAAACAGGUCAUUUAUGUAAUUGAUCAAGUUCUAGAGCCAUUAACACAAAACGGUCCACAAAAUAUUCAUGUUCCUGUAAAUCCAAGCGCUUUUCAAUUAUUAAAUUUUUAUGAAUCAUUUAAUAUUGGAAAUUUCAAAUUAAGGUCAUAUAGGAAUCAGGUACAACUUAUGAAAAAACAAGAUCUUUAUAAUGCACCUGGGGAGCAUACCUUCUUUUUGCCAAUUGAUUUAGGAUUCAAGACGACAGCCAGAAGCGCUCUUGUAGAUCAUAAAGUAAUUGAUGGUCAUGUUAUAUUAAAUAAUCCACUAUUUACAGCAGCUGCACCAUUAGAUCAGCCUCAGACCACUGCCGCUUUUGAAGAUAAUAUUAAAGUAUCUGUAACAUUCUUUGAAACUGGUAAUAAAAUGUACGUUAAGUCAAAUACAAUUACUGCAGAUCCAAAACACCCAAGAGGUGUUGUACUUGCUGAAAUUGUUAAAGCAAAUAUACCGGUUCAAAAUGGUGUUGUACAUUUAAUAUCAAGGCCUUUAAUGAUAAUUGAUUCAACGGUAACACAAUUUUUACAGGAUGAAGAGAAUGGAGCCUUACAUAAAUUCUAUGAAACAAUUAUGGAUAUUGGUGGUGAAGUUCUUGGUGAAAUUGCAAGUUUACCAAAUGUAACAAUAUUGGCACCUAGUAAUGAAGCAUGGGAUAAUGCUAAUAUUAACAAUGUAAUUAGAAAUCGAGAGAAAAUGAAGGAUAUUUUGAAUAUGCACGUAAUUAGAGACAGAGUUGAUAUUGCAACUAUUAAAGCAAGAAAUGAAAAUCGAAUUACGUUAUUACCGACUUUAAAUAAUCGAACAGCAUUGUAUUUCAAUAUUUUGGGUGAUACGAUCACCGUUGAGGGUAAAGGUGUUAAUGCAACUUUAAUUCAAACCGAUAUCGCACAAACAAAUGGUUAUGUACAUAUAAUCGAUAAAGUUUUAGGUGUACCAUAUACCACAGUUUUAGGAAAACUAAAAGAGGAUCCAAUGUUAAAUGGAACUUAUACAAUUGGAACAUUUUCUGAUUUCAAUAAACAAUUGGGUGAUACAACUAAACGUUACACUUAUUUUGUUACACGUGAUAAAGGUUGGGAAUAUUUGAGAAAUGAACAACCAUCAAAAUAUAAAAAAAUAUUUAUGCCAGAAUUUAGAUAUCAUUCAACUCAACUUUUAGAACGUCAUCUAGUCAUUUCUGAUAGAAUAUAUAAAAUGAAAGAUCUUGCUGAAAUAACAAAAAGAGAAGGUCCUACGGUGUUGCCAACCCAAAGAGAUUCCCUUAAACUUGGAAUUUAUGAAGAACUUGGUCCUUUCUCCAAUGAAUAUAAAAAAAUAAAAGUGCCUGGUUAUUAUAUCAAAUGGAAUCUAAAGAAAAUUGGGGUAUUCCGUGCCGAUGUAGAAUGUACUAAUGGAAUAAUACAUGUAUUAGAUCAUCCGAUUAUGGACAAUGGAGAUCUAAUUGUAACUGGAAGCUUUACUGGUUUUGCAACACGUACAACAUAUAGUGCUUAUCAAAUAUUUGCAAGCUUUUUAAUGAUAAUUGUAGCAAAGCUUUUACUUUAAAAACUAAUUAUAUAAAAGAACAAAAAAAAUAAAUAAAUAAAUAUUUAAAAAAUAAAAAAUGAAAUAAGGAAAAGAACAAAAAACAUUUCAAAUUUAAAAACACCAAUGAUUUCUUGGAAAAAAUAUAAAAUAAAACCGAAAGCCUACAACUAUACAUUCAAAAAAUUUUCAAUUUCUUUUUCUCUAAUUUUCGGUAUUUAUUAAAUUUUUUUUUUUUAAUUUUCAAUAAAAACUGAGUAAUCAUUAUAAAAUUUAAUAACAAAUAUACAGUUAUGAGUUCGUUGACAGUAAUGAAUCCAGCGACAUAAACAAAACGUCAUUGUUGCGGAAAUUUCGAAGGUUUUCAAAUUAUUUUAACAAUUAAGUUUUCCUUAAACAAGUAAAAUUCCCAAAAUUGCAUAUUUAUUGUCCUACAAAAAUGUAAAUAUUUUGUUUGAUAAAAAUUUUUAAUAAAGAAAAUAUUUUGUUGUUGCCAGAAUAUUUUGCAUUUAAGAAUGGCAAACGUCAAAUUUUAGUCCGUAUUCUUCCCGAUAAGAACUUGAAAUCCCGAUGUUUCAAGUUCAAAAUUUAAGAAUUAACAAAAAAUAUGUUAAUAAAUCAAAUUAAUUCAAUUCUAAAGUGUUAUAAAAUUUCGACUUUGCAUAUAAUAAAAUUUUUUAUUAAACAUUCAAAAUAAUAAGUAUUUUUCAAUUAUUAAUUCGAGUUAGAAUCACAAAACUAUAAUGAUUAACUUAGAUUACUUGUAACGAACUCUGACUGUUUGAAUAUUUUAUUAUUCGUAUGUACUCAUGUACGAUAUAAUAUUAUAUACACUAGUAUAUUCUUGCAAAAAGAUGUAAAGACAUAAAAAUAGUAACCAUAAUAAAAUAAAAACCACAACGUUUUUCAAAAUUGUGUUCCAAAACUUUUACUUUUCACUUUCAAUAACCAAUUAUUUCAAAAAGAUUUUAAAAAUCAAAACAAAAUUUGACAUUUUGACAAAUUGAAAAAGAACUUCAAUAAUCUUUAAGAUCGAGAUGAACCAGCGAUAAAAUUAAAAAUCUUUAUAAAAAUCUCUAAAAUAUUUAUUUGAUAUUUUUGAAAUGAAAAAAAAAACAGAACAACUUAAUUUACUGUUAAAUAAAAAGAAAAAAUACAAAGAAUUCGCAUAAGAACGCUAAUAAAAAUAUUAUUAAAACAUAUAUAUACAUUUAUGUAUAUGAAACAUAGAAAAUUAGAAAAUGUAAAAUUAAAAAAGUAAAUUAAUAUUUUUCUUUUCUGAAAAUUAAUAUUUCUUAAUAUUACAAAAAUAUAAUAUAGGCUGCUAAAAAUUUACUAUAAAAAUUUUACAAAAUGGCAACACUGUUAAAAUACUAACAAACAAUGAAAACAACACCAUAAUACCUAGCCAUACUAAUUAAUCUAUUCAUAUACAUAAUAUGUAUGUAUGUAGUUAUGAAAAAUUUUCUGCUGUGAUAUUUUGUUUAGCAACAUGAAUUAAAAGAAAUAAAAAAAUAAAUAAAUAAAUAAAUGAUUAAAUAAAAACUAUUUAUUGAAAUAAAAUAAAACACACACAAAAAUUUAUAUAAUAUAAAUAUACUAUACAUUUACACAAGAUACAACACAACAGAUUAAAUUAUGUAAUAUAUUGACAAUUCAAAUGUCAUACAUAACCAAACAAAUUUGACAUUUUAUUGUUUUCAUUUAAAAAAAAAUGAAGUUCUUUAAAAAUAAUUGUUAUAAAAAAAAAUUAAUAUAUUUACUAUCACUACCACUAAAUAACCAAAUUAUAUAAAACAAGAGUAUGUACAUUAUUUAUUUAGAUUUUGAAUUUUUUGAUAAACAACAAAAAUAACAACAACAAGAACAAAAACAACAACAAAAUAACAACUAUUUAGCGUUCUUAAAAAGCUACAACAAAAACAAAAAGAAUAACUCAAAGAAAUUCAAUGAAAUUCUAAUAUAAAACAAAAAAAGAAAAAAUUAAAUAUAAAAAAAAAAAUUAAUUCAAUCAUCGAACAUUCAUUUUAAAUCAUUAGAAAAAAACAAAAUAAAACACACAUACACACCCCAUUUAAAUAUAUAAAAUUGACAUUAUUUCACCGCCAUUUUAAUAAUAAUAAAAAAGAAAAAAAAAAAAUGAAAUCAUAACCAAUGUAAUAUCAUCCUAAGCUAAAAACAAAGAACAAAAAAUUAAAAAAAAAAAAAAACUAAAAAAAAGGACGGAAUAUUCAAUCAUAACUAUUUUGUAGAUACACGUUUAUGGCAAUACAGCAUUCUAAGGACUGCCAUAGUUUAUAAUACAAAAAGAAAAAAUAAAAUAAAAAAUUAAAUAAAAAAUUGAAAAAAAAAUUGAAAGCAAUUUAAAAUCAAUAAAUAACAGUAAAUAAAAAAAUAACAAAACAAAAAAAAACAUGUAUUAAAACCAUUAUUAAGUUAAAAUUUAAUUAAUUUAAAAAAAAAAGAAAAAAGAAAAAGAAAAAUAAAUAUAUAUAUUUAAAAUUUAAGUCACCUAUCGAAAUUUUCUCACUUCCAUAUUAAAAAAAAAAAAAUAAUAUUUUUUCUUUUUUGUUUUUCCUGUAAAAGCCUGCCUCCUGCCUUCCUCUUUUUCUUUUGACCUCGUAUUCUGCCACUUUAAUAUUUUCUCAUAAUUUUUAAUUAGUUUUAUGAAAAAUAAAAAAAAUCAUACAAAAAUAAGAAAAAAAAAA
This is a messenger RNA of Condylostylus longicornis, 4939 nucleotides long. RefSeq names its product fasciclin-1-like. Gene Ontology annotation, molecular function: cell adhesion molecule binding. Gene Ontology annotation, biological process: extracellular matrix organization; cell adhesion. The transcript has 14 exons. Lineage: Eukaryota; Metazoa; Arthropoda; Insecta; Diptera; Dolichopodidae. Bases 243 to 2252 code for a protein of 669 amino acids. Gene Ontology annotation, cellular component: extracellular matrix. The record is from RefSeq and is a predicted model, not a curated record.